AUGCAGGAGCUUGUCAGGUUGAGACAGCAGCAGCAGUCCACUGAUAGUCAGCUGCACACAAUGGUGCAGCAACUUCAGGGGAUGGAACAGCGGCAACAGAUGAUGUCAUUCCUGGCGAAGGCUGUGAAUAGCCCUGGUUUUUUGGCACAGUUUUUACAGCAGCAGAAUGAGAGCAGCAAGCGCAUAACCGAAGGGAACAAAAAGCGGAGGCUUAAGCAGGAAAGUGUUUCAGAUGACCAUCUCGGCCCUAUGGAUAGACAGAUUGUUAAGUACCAGCCUUUGAUGAAUGAGGCAGCCAAUGCAAUGCUUAGGCAGAUCAUAAAAGUGGAUGCUCAGCAUAUGGAACACCUUACAGAACAGAUGGGGUUUCUUGCAGCGGAAACCAGAAAAGUCUGA
This is a messenger RNA of Ilex paraguariensis (yerba mate), 396 nucleotides long. The record is from the annotation of a GenBank genome assembly. Lineage: Eukaryota; Viridiplantae; Streptophyta; Magnoliopsida; Aquifoliales; Aquifoliaceae.